This is a messenger RNA of Saccharomyces kudriavzevii IFO 1802, 2625 nucleotides long. It is a transcript of the gene FIR1, whose product is annotated as Fir1p. NCBI's taxonomy places the organism in Eukaryota, Fungi, Ascomycota, Saccharomycetes, Saccharomycetales, Saccharomycetaceae. The transcript has a single exon. The record is from RefSeq and is a predicted model, not a curated record. The coding region runs from base 1 to 2625 and encodes 874 amino acids.
AUGAGCCUGCCUGUUACGCCGGUUAAGAACAGCGUAUACAGUGCAUUUUCGAUGGAACAUGAGAUGAACCAGGAUCCAAGCCGUGAUAUACCGGAUCCGCGUCAAAAUGGACCUACCAUUCCUCAAAUUAAUGAUAUGGAAAAUCAUGCCGUACCGCGGCUAGGCAAGAAACCCCAGGAGAAUACACAAUCGCAGGUUCGAUUCUCUAUUCCAGAUCCAAACGUGCUGUCGCAAAACUCCCCGCUAAAAAUUGUGUUUCCCAAGAGUGAAAAUGACAUCGAACGGAAGAUGUCCACCUCAUCAUUGUUUAUGAACAGCCACGGCCAUUUAGUCGACAUGCACUCCAAAGUACUUAUCGAUGUCCCAGAAGAAAUUUGGCAAUUUCAUCAUGGUAGAAAAAUGAAAAGUGAAAAGAAGCAUCGCAGAACCCGUUCUGACGUUAAAUCCAAUACAAGUGGGAAUGUUAAAUUGUCGAAUCAUUCCCGAUCUAGAUCCUUGCAGUCAAUUAUAGUGGAUACAAUGAACACAUACCGCGCAGUCGAUGCUGACUCCACUUUCAACGGCAAUAUAAGCAAUGUUAGUCAAGUAUCUCCAUUGAAUUUAUCAUUUGAUAAACCUCCUCUUUUAACACCUGAAAAGCACUUGUAUCUUACGCCUGAAUCCCCGUUGAAUAGAUAUCAUCUGCCCGUGCCAUUGGAAAUAUCUCUACCGCCCUACUUAUCUCCAAAGAACAAGCAUAAACAGAGAAACAGCUUAGUGUACGAUGGAGACGGAUACAGCCAAUUUCAAGAAAGUAAUACCUCAUUGUCUACGGAAUCAUCUGUAGAACAGCCUUCAUCGUCGUAUUCAGAGGAAAACAAUUCUAUUCCAUAUGCCCAUCACGACGUGUCCUUCGAAUUGAGCAAUGCCGAUCCAGAUAAGUUUCUUGGAAUUGAUGAAAAUGCCAAUGUAAAUUUGAAAAUUCAAAAGAAGAACCUGAAAAGUCCGCAUCAUAGCAAGGAGAAGACAUGUGGGAGACGUGAAGAAGAAGAUUUUUUUGAAAAAAAUGAGUCUCUGAAGAUUUUAUCAACACCAAAUAAACUAAUAGACAUCCCUGACUUAGAACGUAUGACUUCUCCGCCAAGUACAGGUUUCAAUGGCACCUUGAAGUUCUUCCAGCAAUUCGAACCUCAUGAAGAGCCAGCAUCUCCAAAUCACAGUGUUAACCGUAAAUCACAGGACAACCUCGAUAUGUCAUUCAAAUUUCCCUGUGAUAUUGCUGGCAACAACAUUGAUAAAGCCCCUGCAAAUAGGAAUUCGGUGAACUCGAAUAAUGAAGACUUCCUAAAAAUUGAUAACUCGCCUGUAAACCAAUCAUUUGAGUCAAGAAGGCAAAUGUUAAUGGAUUUGCAAAAAUCACCCACAAUCAAUGAUCCGAGAUUGCAUAAGCAUAGGAGGAGUAGAAGCGUUCAUAAUAUUGAUGAUACUUUCCUAGAGUUUGAUGCAACGUCUACACCACCAGCUCCAGCAUCAGCUCCAAUACUUCCCGUUAAAGAUUCUACUCCCUACACCUCACCUGAAAUACCCAAAAGAUCACCUCUGCGAUUUAAAUCUUCUGCGAAUAGCCCAGAUACGUCACCUAACAGCCAGCCACCUGACAACGUUUCCUUCCAGCAAGAAAUGUCGGUCCCUUCGAUUCAGAUUAUAGCAGAUGAAACUACUUCGCGGGAGAUAGAAUCAUCGAUUGGAUACCCAGAGAGCGAAGAUGAUCAACAACAUUCCUCUAUCAAAGACGCCGACCAAUCUAUUGCGAUUAUUGGUGAAAUAAAUGAUAACCUAUCGGUAGAGCUAUUCAAACCGCUGUCUUCAUUUACUUCAUUCAGCCAACCAAUAACGAACAAUAAAUCAACUCCUCUAAGUCAAGAUCUUGCAGGCUCAGUGGGCAAGCAACCAACUUAUGUGACUCCACAUUCCGUUCCAUUCAACGUUGUAUCUCCCAAGAGACAAAUAUCAAAUUCGGACAGCAGCAAAUCCUCAUCCUAUAAUUCUGAAUUUUCCUCCAAUACUGCUAUUACAGAUACGACAUCCCAGCCUUCUAUAGCGAUUAACAGAACAGCUUUACAACAAAAUCUUAUAAACAAUAAACAAUUAAAAAAAAAUAGUGGAUUCUGCCCUCCACCCAAAAGGGACAGUUAUUCGUUUCCCAGGAAAAAAGCUACGCCUGUAAAGAAAGGUGAUUUGGAGUUCAAUACUAUUUAUGAGAAAAGAGAUGGCAAAAUGGUUGAGGUUAUCCUAUUGGAUGAAGAUGAGGACAUAAGCUUCAAAAAAGACAACAAUGCCCCACGACCACCAACUAAUCAAACUCAAAAGACUAAAGAUGAGCAAGGGAAGAAAAGGCUAAGUCAGCACAUCGAAGUCUUAGAUAUGUGUGAAAAGACAGCAGAUGAGGCAAAAAAAAUCAUCUAUCAAUUGGUAAACGAAACCACUAAAUAUCCAGAAAAAGAACAUUCAAAAAAGCAAAUUAGAUCAAGAGUACUCCCACCAUUACCUUUUCCGCUGUAUGAUGAAAACGGGAAUUCCUUGAUCCCAAAUAGGUACGAAAGGCAUAUUCACAAUGACAUUUCAUCUCGGUGUAAUCAAAGAUAA